This is a messenger RNA of Rhizoctonia solani, 2880 nucleotides long. RefSeq names its product GEF1 protein. The record is from RefSeq and is a predicted model, not a curated record. Lineage: Eukaryota; Fungi; Basidiomycota; Agaricomycetes; Cantharellales; Ceratobasidiaceae. The coding region runs from base 1 to 2880 and encodes 959 amino acids. The transcript is spliced from 13 exons. Gene Ontology annotation, molecular function: guanyl-nucleotide exchange factor activity.
AUGGAUCUGCCUCCGCCUCCUCCUUCCAAGCACCUUGAUGUUGGCUAUCCCAGCUCCUCCUCCUCAUCCCACCCGCCCCCAUCGCCUGGUGGUCGGUCUGAAGGGAAAGCCAAAAAAGUGAAUCCUCUCGUAGACUUAAUAGAAACGGAAAAGGAUUAUAUAGAACAACUUUCUUCUAUCAUCCGGAAAGUCGCUGCGGCGUGGUCACGCUCCAAUUUUCCUCCAAAGGAACUCGAUAGUUUGUUUCGAGGUAUCGAGGCGGUAUACAAAGCAAACAAAGCGCUGAACACGAAACUGAAAGAGAUUGGACCCAACCCAAGUGACCCAAAAGCCCUUGGAGAUCUUCUCAUGCGAUGGAUUGAUGACUUGGAGCCCCCAUACACGCGGUUCAUCAACGCGUACGCAGCUGGCUUUGACACUUGGAGACCUGUUCAACAGAACCCCAACCUGGGUCGUAUCUUAGGCGAAUUGUCCAACACACUUACCCCCGAAAACCCUCAGGAAUGGACACUAGACAAGCUCUUCGCUCUCCCUCUCCAACGAUUAAAGUACUACAAAAAACUGUACUCUCGGUUGCUCAAGACGACAUCGCCUGGGCGUUCGGACCACCGCCUGCUUGUCAACGCAAACGAGACAUUGGAUAGACUCAUGGCGACGUGCGAGGAGCGCCGCAGCAAGCUCAUUGGCGACCCGGUCGACCAUGAUUUGCCUCGCGAGGCUUCUGACUCGUCGCCACCCGCACCUUCGUAUCCUACACGCAAUGCGUCUCUGGGACACGACAUGGCGAACGCCCAUCCCAACCAGCCCAUGUCUCACUUGGGCUCGUCAGAGUUUCAGCUUCCGCCUCUGUCUAUUGGCUCAGGUAAUCAAUCUGGGCCAACCCGAACCUUCAGUGGAGAUGCGCCAACAAUAAACUCUGACACCGCAACUAUCGUGGGACCAAAAGAUCCAAAUGACGUUGCCCCCCCUCCGGCGCGUGUCCAAAGCCCGGAGAUUGCAAUUUCCAACGCGUUCAGGCGGCCAGUAGAUGGCGAGCGGUGGAGCAAGCGUGUCAAGGCAAGCCCACGUAGUCUGGUAGUCGGACGAAUGUCCAGGGACACUACAUUUUCGUCCAUGGGUCCAGGAUCCACAGACACACCCUUGAUGCCCGCACAGGGGCUUGAGCGAAGGCUAUGCACCGACCGAGUUAUGGAUAUUUUCUCAAUGACGCCUCGGGCUUGUAAGCUUCAGAUGAACCCACCCAACUUGCCUUUUACACGUAUGAUCAAGUUUUCCGUCGAAGCAAUGAUCUUCUUUACACCUCGUGUGACUGGGAUGGAGGUCACGCAUCAAAGAGGGCAUCUAUUCUUGACUACCGACCUAUUGUUGAUAUGCGAGAAGAUGACUCCUGAAGAACGCGCAGGUUUCGGCCAAGAUGGUCCAGAUAUGUGGUUGUGUUACCCGCCGUUGGCUGGAAAACACUUGCAGAUUGUCGAAAGCAGUGGCGGUCAAGAAAACGUGUUCCAACUCACUAUCAUGAAGAAAGAAACGUUGACCAUUCAUACCGAGUCCCGAUACAUACGCGAUCAGGUGGUAAGGGAUAUCCGGGAGUGUGCAGAGAAAGCCGUGAAUCUCGCUCCCACAGUCCGGACAAACGUCUCACCAACCUCUCCUGGUGGCCUCCCCAGAUCACCAGCUCCGGGAGAUAGGAGCCCUAACGGAUUCUCCCAGCAGCCAUCACCGCAAUUUAGUCCGGCCCCUCCUCAGCAAAGAGUUCAGGACAAUAUUGUCAACAGUCCAGGACCUUACCUUCCGACCAUCCGAAGCCCUCCUCCAGGGGCAAUGUCUGCGCCCCCCUCCCGCGCCCCUUCCGUCCAUCAGGAUCGUUCAGGCUCACCAAUGAGUCUUCCUCCUGGACCUGGGGGGCCACCCGGAGGACACUGGCAGCCGCCCACCCGUGGUGCUAGUAUUCCAAGUCAAGGAGGUCCCGGUGGUCCUGGUCCAAGAGGGCCACCUGGGCCGCAAAAUUUCCAGCCUGGACCAGGCAUGCUCCCCCCUUUGCGUACGCAACUUUCUUCAAAAUCAUUGAACUCGGAGUUCUCAGCUCGCGAUCGUGAUGGUCCCCUCCCACCCAUCCCGCGGAUGCCUAACGCGGACCCACGACCGGGAGGAUCAGCACCUUCGAGUAUGUACUCUGAGUUUGCCCCUCCGCGCCCUUUAUUUGGUACACCUGGCCCUCUCUUGUCCCCCAGUCAGAACAAUUUCCCUCGAAGCGCGAAUUCCGCUCCUGGGUCGACUUUCGGAUCCGAGUACGACAUAAGCCCACCAGACUCUCCUGUCGAUGAAGAACCACAACAGACGGGGCCUGUUAGUCAAACUGUGACAUGUGAAACACGUUGUAAAGUGUAUGCGCAACAGGAGCACCAGAAAUGGAAGUCACUGGGUUCAGCAAGGUUGAAGUUGUACCAAGCGAUGCCGACGAACGUGAAACAACUCGUGGUCCAGGCCGACUCGAAGAGCAAGAAUAUGUUGAUCUCUACGAUUGUCCUUACCGAUGGAGUCGAGCGUGUUGGGAAGAUGGGAAUCGCUAUCGAGCUUAGUGACAACGGGAGCAGAACAGGCGUAGUCUAUAUGAUUCAGCUAAAGAAUGAAUCAUCGGCAAACAGCUUGUUUGAUGCAUUGCUGGCGGGAUCCGACCUCCACUGGCGACACCGCCCUAUUGGCGCCGCUGACAAGACUGGCCAACCCUUGAAAGAGGGUGUCAAGGAUAUUGAACAACGCGCAGCGUACUUUGGCGGAGAGAAGAACGCUAGCGACGUCCUAACGCCGGAGGUAAAUCCCGAUGAGGCUAUUGCUGGAGCUCAAAAGGCAGCAGAAUCCGUCGAGCUCGGACGACACUAA